GCAAGGUAUACUUCAGCAAAGUAUUCUGGAGUAUACCAUACAUUGACCACACAUCACGCUAUCCCGAUUUGGGAUCGCGUACAGGGACUGCCAAGCCUUCGCAACUUGCGGCCUGCAAAUACGCAGGCAUCAAUCACCUCCUCUGUUCAUCAUCUGUGCUACAGGGUCCAUCUUCUAUGUCUCAGCAACCCGAAAAAGUUCGUCGCAGUCACCGCAAAUCACGUAAUGGCUGCGGGCCUUGUAAGGCACGACGCAUCAAGUGUGAUGAGAACCAUCCGGACUGCUUGAACUGCGUACGCCGACAUGUUGUGUGCCACUAUAACGCGAAAACUGGGCCUUCAGCUCCAAGUCCUGCGGUGGCUUCAACGCCACGUGCCCGGAGAGAAAGGACGUAUCCGAAUUCGGAGCCAAAUCAAUUGAGAGACCAUUCAACUCACAGCUCUGUGCGAACCACAGUAUCUUCGCAUACCACGCCGACUCAGCCUGUCAACACGCCAUCACAGUCAAUCAGCACGCCGCCCAGUGAUUCGGGUGUUGCCUUGCCACGACAGAAUCAUGACCCUUUCGACGCAACCGACAUGGCUCUUCUGCACCAUUUCUUCAUGGCCGUGGCUCCUACACUGGCAGAUGACAGCGGCAGUCCUAUCAAAUGGCGUGCUCAGCUACCGAAGGCUGUUUUUGCAUCAGACUGUUCGCUGCAUGCAUUACUCGCUGUAUCAGCCCUCCAUCUGGCACGGCAGCGACCCAUGGAACGCGAGGAGUGUCUGAUUAAGGCUACUGAGCAUCAUGCGCUGACAUUGGCCCCGCUAAUCAAGUCGCUGGAGCACCUGGAUGAGCACAAUGCUGAGACCACGUUCUUAGCUGCCGUGUUCCUCUGCUACCACAGCCUUGCCAAGGGGCCUCAACCAGGGCAAUAUCUGGGAUUCGGUGACCAAGCAGACGGAGAAUGGAUAUGGGUCAUCAAGGGCGUCCGAACAGUGCUAUCUAUGGUGCGACCUUUUCCUCAGCCACAAGCAGACCCGGAUCAUAGUCCCGAAGCGAUCGCAAUUCAUUCUCCAAGGGAAUCUGCACCAACUCCUUCUUCGAUGCCUCCUGUGCUUGACUACGAGGCCCCUUUGGCCGAGCUGUCACGAAUAGUGGCUCUGCUGGAAGGCGAAGCUUUGGCCGGCACAAACUACAUGCGGGCUGUCACAACGUUAAGGACUGCAUUCGAAGCAUGCUACUCCUCGCAACAAGGGACAAGGGAAGCCAGAUUUGGGGUCAAUGAACUGCAGACGCGCAGUGUCUUUCGGUGGCUCUUUUGUCUGGAGGCAGACUUUUGCCAGAGUCUUGAGCGCCAAAGUCCCAUCGCUCUAUUGAUCUUUGCACAUUUCGACGUGCUUGUACAUCAGCUACGGCACAUAUGGUACAUGGAGGGCUGGAGCCUGCACAUUAUGCAGGGGAUAUUGAAGCAUCUUCCCCAUCACCAUCACUCCUGGAUCCGAUGGCCACGAGAGCAGGUGAUGGGCUCGGAUUGA
This is a messenger RNA of Cercospora beticola, 1517 nucleotides long. RefSeq lists its product as uncharacterized. NCBI's taxonomy places the organism in Eukaryota, Fungi, Ascomycota, Dothideomycetes, Mycosphaerellales, Mycosphaerellaceae. Gene Ontology annotation, molecular function: DNA-binding transcription activator activity, RNA polymerase II-specific. Gene Ontology annotation, biological process: regulation of transcription by RNA polymerase II. The record is from RefSeq and is a predicted model, not a curated record.